AUGUCUUGUGACCCUAUUCAGAACGCCAAGCGCAAACGACCACUGUACGAUUCCGACGAUGGUUCGCCCAUCAGUCACCUGAAAAAAGAGACUCUCGAGAGCCCUGGAACCCGGCAGAACUCUAAACAUGUAUCCGACACCGAUGUUUGUGCACUGAAUCUGAUGUUGUUCAAAGCCAGCUUGGCUGCGUCCGACCUCCCAUUACCAAGCUAUGCCUCGGAACACACCAUAAUCUCCGUCAGAGAAGAGAUAACAACAUGUCCGGGAGAGAUCAUCGAUCUCUUGCUAAAAGACCUGUCCGCGGGAACGCUGCAGGCCAGGGAAGACGAAGCUCGGCGACUAUUGCAAUCGUUCAUUGACGAAGCAGAAAGUCUUUCUGGGGCUCAAAGUAUUGGCUCUAGCGGCUCCUCGGUUGCACGCGUAGCCAACGCUCAAGCGGAGAUUCUACUCGAGGGUGUAGACCGGGAGGCUACCUUGUCAGCAGACGAGAGCUGGGAUGAUGGCAAAUAUGGCGCAUAUAUGGACGCUGCCGAGCCUAGUCUACAGUCUGAGAAUUGGCCGCCGAGCGAUGCAGAACCGCAAACCGAGACAGGCGACAUGUAA
Molecule: messenger RNA, 603 nt
Organism: Colletotrichum gloeosporioides
Lineage: Eukaryota; Fungi; Ascomycota; Sordariomycetes; Glomerellales; Glomerellaceae
Exons: 1
Coding region: 1-603 (200 amino acids)
Source: RefSeq, a predicted model, not a curated record